AUGACGAGCCACCAAGACGUCAUCGCCUGGCUGGUCCCUACGGCGCGAGGCACAAGCUCAGACAAGGCCACCCAAAUGCCCGAAAAUAUGUCCCGGACCAUCGACAUAUCCUCUUCUUCUACAUCUCCCUACUUGACCUCUCACAUCUCCAACCUGUCCACCGCCACCAUCUGCCGUCCCGAGCGCGCUCUCCAGCUCACGUUUGACCAGCCUCUCAAGAGACGCGGCCGCAUUGUCCUGGGCACCGACGCGCGUACAUGCGACCUCAGCCUUCCGCGGGUCGCCGGCGUGGACGGCCAGCACUGCACAAUCAGCUUCGACAGCCAAUCCCGUCUCGUGCUGCAGGAUACCUCAACGCGAGGCACGCAGGUAUGGUACGGAUCGGAGAGCAGCGGUGACAAGACAAAUCACAUUUGGGUCCUCUCGGGGUCGACGCAGCGCGUCACCAUCGAUAUCCAAGGUCUGCGAUUUCACAUCGUCGUCAACGAGUACCCUGGAAAGGACCCUGUGGCAUACCAGGCCAAAGUGGAUGAGUUCAGCCUACAGCCGCCGUGGGCAGACCUGAUCACCCCGGACUGGGACAGGGCGAGUGUUGACCCUGUUUUGCCACUCUUCACUUCCCAGCCACUUUUUCGGCACAUCUUUGUCAAGGGCGUCGUGCACGACGAGGGCAGAGGGGAAUUAUACCUCUGGAACAUGGCGAGGCCAUGGGAACCAAUGGUCAAGGCAUAG
Messenger RNA from Geosmithia morbida, 732 nucleotides. Its product is annotated as FHA domain. Bases 1 to 732 code for a protein of 243 amino acids. The transcript has a single exon. The record is from RefSeq and is a predicted model, not a curated record. Gene Ontology annotation, molecular function: protein binding. Lineage: Eukaryota; Fungi; Ascomycota; Sordariomycetes; Hypocreales; Bionectriaceae.